AUGCCGUUUAUGACGUUUAUGCCGUUUAUGACGUUUCUGCCGUUUAUGACGUUUAUGUCGAUAAUGCCGUUUAGGACAUUUAUGACGUUUAUGACAUUUAUGACGUUUAUGCCGUUUAUGACGUUUAUGCCAUUUAUGACGUUUAUGCCAUUUAUGACGUUUAUGCCGUAUAUGACGUUUAUGCCGUUUAUGCCGUUUAUGCUGUUUUUACCGUUUAUGACCUUUAUACCGUUUAUGCCGUUUAUGACGUUUAUGCCGUUUAUAACGUUUAUGCCGUUUAUGCCGUUUAUGCCGUUUAUGCCAUUUAUGACGUUUAUGCUGUUUAUGCCGUUUAUGACCUUUAUACCGUUUAUGCCGUUUAUGCUGUUUAUGCCGUUUAUUACGUUUAUGCCGUUGAUGACGUUUAUGUCGUUUAUGUCGUUUAUAAUGUUUAUGCCUUAUAUGCCGUUUAUGCCGUUUAUAAUGUUUAUGCUGUUUAUGACGUUUAUGUCGUUUAUGACGUUUAUGCCGUUUAUGCCAUUUAUUACGUUUACACCGUUUAUGCCGUUUACGCCGUUUAUGCCGUUUACGCCGUUUAUGCCGUUUAUGACGUUUAUGACGUUUAUGUCGUUUAUGACGUUUAUGCCGUUUUUGACGUUUAUGACGUUUAUGCCGUUUAUGACGUUUAUGCCGUUUAUGACGUUUAUGACGUUUAUGCCGUUUAAGACGUUUAUACCGUUUAUGUCGUUUAUGACGUUUAUGUCGUUUAUGACGUUUAUGUCGUUUAUGACGCUUAUGCCGUAUAUGACGUUAAAAUUUUCUGGUGUACUUUUUACUUAA
Molecule: messenger RNA, 819 nt
Organism: Eurytemora carolleeae
Lineage: Eukaryota; Metazoa; Arthropoda; Copepoda; Calanoida; Temoridae
Exons: 1
Coding region: 1-819 (272 amino acids)
Cellular component (GO): membrane
Molecular function (GO): electron transfer activity
Source: RefSeq, a predicted model, not a curated record